AUGUACGGUCCCGACUUACCACCGUCGAGGUACCACCACCAGGCGGAUCCGCCGCCGCUGCCUAACGGGUCCAAGGCGCUGAGCCUCCUGCUCCGCCUGUGCGCGAUGCUGCUCGCCGUCGUGUCGGCGGUGGUGAUGGCCGCGUCAAGCGAGUGCGCCGCCCACGCUCCCUCGGACGACUCCGGCGCCGCCGCAUCCGUCGUCACCUUCACCUAUAACCGGUUCGGUGCUUUCGUGCUCUUGGUCGGGUGCAACAUCACGGCGGCCAUCCUGGAGGCACUGGCGGUGUACCUGCACGUCAGCCUCGACGUGGCCGCCGUCACCGCCGCCGCUGCGGCCGACGAGAAGGAUAGUCUGGACGAGGAGGAGGCGCCGGCCGGGGUCAACAUCCCCGCCAUCGUGCUCGUGGUCGUGGACCUGCUCGUGCACGCGCUGCUCUACUCGGCGACGGCGGCAGCCUACACGGCGGCGGCCGCGUACGCCGCCCAGAUCGGCGCCUGCGCGCGGUUCGCCGGCCAGGUGGAGCGGGCCAAGAUCCUGUCGCUCGCUGCCUCCAUCGCCGUCACCCUCGCCGCCGUCGCCAAGGACGUGCCGCUGCCAUUCAACGUCCCGCCCGUUCUAGGCUGA
This is a messenger RNA of Aegilops tauschii subsp. strangulata, 627 nucleotides long. Its product is annotated as CASP-like protein 1U2. The record is from RefSeq and is a predicted model, not a curated record. Lineage: Eukaryota; Viridiplantae; Streptophyta; Magnoliopsida; Poales; Poaceae.